Molecule: messenger RNA, 3798 nt
Organism: Propithecus coquereli (Coquerel's sifaka)
Lineage: Eukaryota; Metazoa; Chordata; Mammalia; Primates; Indriidae
Gene: ARHGAP11A
Product: Rho GTPase activating protein 11A
Exons: 12
Coding region: 663-3749 (1028 amino acids)
Biological process (GO): signal transduction
Source: RefSeq, a predicted model, not a curated record
AGGCGGUGGGACGGAGGCAUGAGGCGAGCUGCUUGGCUCCAGUGAGCGCCCCAGGAUGUGCAGGCCAGGAGCCGCGGACAGGCUGACGGAGGAGGGAACGAGCCGCCUGUGAAACGGGGUGACGGCGGCGACCAGCCCGGGCGGGGACCGGGACUGGAAGAGGCGCCUGAGCAGCCGGCUGGUCCGGCGGCUAGGCUAGGGUGGGGGACGCGGGGACCGAGAAACGAACGCCCAGCUGAGCCUGCUGGGGUUGGAGGGACGAGGAAGCCAGAGAGGGCAAAGGGAGGUUUGUAGGAAAGGGGAUCAUUGGAAGUGGCCGGAAGUGGUGAGAAGCUGGCAACAGGCGUUGGUGUAAGGAACCGAAAGAAUCAGAGAGAAAGAAGUGAAGUCUGUGUAAGUAGCUGAAAGGAUUGGGUAACCAGAAAGAAGGUCAGUGUAAGUGAAGGAAGAGUAAGGUGUGGCUGGAUCAGAGGGCCAAGGGAAGAGGGUCUGUGUAAGUGUAAGAGGAUUAAGGAAAAGCCGUGGAAGUGGCAGGGGCUGUGGGCCAGAGGAGUGCCAGACGUAGCCGGAAGGCAGCGGAGCGGAGCUCAAACCUGAGAGUGUUUGGAAAUUGCAAGACUUGGUGGCGAAAGAGGGUCAGGACACAGAUCCUGCCUCAGCGAAUGAGCGACGAGUACGGGAUGUGGGAUCAGAGGCUGGUGAGAUUGGCCUUGUUGCAGCAGCUUCGGGCCGACUAUGGCAUUAAGGUCAAGCAUAGCCGUGGGCAGUGCGAUUGCAGGAGACAUGAAACAGCAGCCACGGAAAUAGGGGGUAAAAUAUUUGGAGUGCCUUUUAAUGCAUUACCCCAUUCUGUUGUACCAGAAUAUGGACACAUUCCAAGCUUUCUUGUUGAUGCUUGCACGUCUUUACAAGAGCAUAUUCACACAGAAGGGCUUUUUCGGAAAUCAGGAUCUGUUAUUCGUCUAAAAGCACUAAAGAAUAAACUGGAUCAUGGUGAAGGUUGCCUAUCUUCUGCACCACCUUGUGAUAUUGCAGGACUUCUUAAGCAGUUUUUUAGGGAAUCACCAAAGCCCAUUCUUCCAGCUGAUUUGCAUGAAGCACUUUUUAAAGCUCAACAGUUAGCAACAGAGGAGAAGACUAAAGCUACAUUGUUGCUCUCCUGUCUUAUGAGUGACCACACAGUUAAUAUAUUAAGAUACUUCUUUAACUUUCUCAGGAAUGUUUCUCUAAGGUCUAGUGAGAAUAAGAUGGAUAGCUGCAAUCUUGCGGUAAUAUUUGCACCAAAUCUUCUUCAGACAAAUGAAGGACAUGAAAAGAUGUCUGCUAACACAGAAAAAAAGUUACGAUUACAGGCUGCAGUAGUACAGACUUUCAUUGAUUAUGCAUCAGAUAUUGGACGUGUACCAGAUUUUAUCCUGGAAAAGAUACCUGCUAUGUUGGGUAUUGAUGGCCUCUGUGCUACUCCAUCACUGGAAGGCUUUGAAGAAGGUGAAUGUGAAACUCCUGGUGAACAUAAGAGAAAACGAAGACAAAGUGUAGGAGAUUUUGUGAGUGGAGCACUAAAUAAAUUUAAAUCUAACAGAACACCCUCUAUUACACCUCAACAGGAAAGAAUUGCCCAGCUAUCUGUAUCACCAGUGAUUCUUACACCAAAUGCUAAACGUAAACUGCCAGUAGAUUCGUCUCAUGGUUUCUCAAGUAAGAAAAGGAAGUCCAUCAAGCACAAUUUUAACUUUGAGCUAUUGCCAAGUAAUCUCUUCAGUAGCAGUUCUACACCAAUAUCAGUUCACAUUGAUACAAGCUCAGAAGGGUCAUCUCAGAGUUCAUUCUCUCCUGUAGCCAUCAGUGGAAAUCAUUUGAUCAGUACAGGUGUGCCAAGGAGAAGUAAAAGAAUUGCAGGCAAAAAAGUUUGCAGGGUGGAAUCAGGAAAAGCAGGCUGCUUCUCUCCUAAAAUCAGUUGUAAAGAAAAUGUUCGAAGAUCUCUUCGUUUGAAAUUUGGUCUAGGGAAAAAUAGCAAAGAUGUAAAUGGAUGUUCUGAUGUCAAUAGAUGUGAAAAUGUUGGCCGGCGACUUGCAAAUCAACGAAGUUUAAAAAAUAGGAUUGAAUCUGUAAAAACAGGUCUGCUUUUUAGUCCAGAUAUUGAUGAAAGGUUACCAAAGAAAGGUUCAAAAAAGAUCAGUAAGUCUGAGGAAAACUUACUAACUCCCGAGCGACUAGAUGGGACAAAUUAUCGGAUGUCUUGGACAGGACCUAGUAAUUCAAGUUUUCAAGAAAUAGAUGCAAAUGGAGCUUCUUCAGUAGUGGGAAAUCCUGAGGUAGAAAACUCUUCUUUGGAGCCUGAUAUUACUGUUGAAAAGUCACCUGCUUCUUCAUAUGAACUUAUUGCUUCUGAUUUAAACAAUAAGCGUAAUAGCAACGUAAUGGGAAGCUCCCUUAGUGGGGAUGAAAAUAACUUGACCACAGAGACUUUGGCGAAAAUUCAGAAGGCAUUUUCUGAAUCUGGAAGUAAUCUUCCUGCAUUGAUAAAUCAUAGGCAGUCAUCAAUAACUAAUAUGGAGAAAGUAAAAGAAACAUCUUACACAGAAUAUAGCCCAGAGAAAAAUGUAUUUGAACCUAAUGAUUUGACUGUAAUAGAAUCAAAGGAAAAUUAUGAACACCACACUGAUGAAGAUGAAAAUCAUAUUUCAGAAAGAGACUUUUCACCACAUCAAACUCAAAAAUUUGACAGAGAAGCAGGUAUAAAAUGUUAUUCAAUUCAGGUGAAGGUGGAACAUGAAGAAGACAAUCAUUCAAAUAUACCAAAAGAUUAUUUCAGCAAGCAAGAAUUCUCCAGUGAUGAACAAAUGAAGAAACAGUAUCCAAGGGAUAAACUAAAUACUGAAUUAAAGGAGAAUGAGAAUAUGAUGGAAGAGAACUCACUGAAACAUGCAGCUUCUAGGGAGGAUGAGGCUAGAUCCUCUUCCUCACAGCAGAGUACAUGUAUUAUGACAAACUUGUCAAAACCUAGGCCUAUGAGAAUCGCUAAACAGCAGUCACUGGUGGAAACAUGUGGUAAAACUUUUUCUGAAAGUUUACAAAUGACAGAACAUGGGAAGGUUUCAGAUCACAUACAGUGGUUUAACAAGCUUUCUUUAAAUGAACCAAAUAGAACAAAAGUUAAGUCACCUCUUAAGUUUCAGCGUACUCCUGUCCGUCAGUCUGUCAGAAGAAUUAAUUCUUUGUUGGAGUAUGGCAGGCAACCUGUAAGGCAUAAGUUGGUGAGUCUUGGUGAUGCUGCUUCUCCUCUGGUUAAGUCAGUGAGCUGUGACGGUGCUCUUCCCUCUUGUGUAGAAAAUACAUCAAAGGAUCCCUUUGCUUCAUGUACCAAAUCAUGUCCUAAAGAACAGAAGUCUACAUCAUGUGAACAGUCAAAUGUUGGUGCAAUUUCAAAAUCAAGCAUGGAGUUAACUUCUAAAUCUUUCUUAAAGAUCAAGAAACACCCAGAUUCAGCGAAUGCUUCUCUUAGGUUUAAUAGAGUUUGUGAACAGGAAAUGAUAUCUGAUGGCCAAGUUAAGGUUCCCUUGGAUGACCUGACUAAUCAGGAUAUAUCAAAAUCUGUUGUAAAUAACAAUAUGAGCUUUUUUCCUGAGAUAAAUAAUAGGGUCCUUAGGAAACCAUCAGAAAAAGAAAGGGUCUGGUACAAAGGUUCUCCAAAAAAUCCUAUCGGAAAAACUCAACUACUACCAACAAGUAAACCUGUAGACUUGUAAUUGAUAAAUGUUAUACUUGUCGUUAAUGUAAAUAAAGCAAACAAUUGGU